Molecule: messenger RNA, 769 nt
Organism: Sodiomyces alkalinus F11
Lineage: Eukaryota; Fungi; Ascomycota; Sordariomycetes; Glomerellales; Plectosphaerellaceae
Product: histone H2B
Exons: 4
Coding region: 111-530 (139 amino acids)
Biological process (GO): nucleosome assembly
Cellular component (GO): nucleosome
Molecular function (GO): DNA binding; protein heterodimerization activity; structural constituent of chromatin
Source: RefSeq, a predicted model, not a curated record
UCCCCCUACUUUGAUUGAUCGCAACAACCACCUUAACGUAUCCAUCUCCAACUUCCAUUACCAAUUUCUUGACCACACAACAUCGCAUUUUUUUCUCUCCCACCUUCAAAAUGCCUCCCAAAGCUGCCGACAAGAAGCCUGCCAGCGCGUCCAAGACGCCAGCGACUGCCUCCAAGGCUCCCGAGAAAAAGGAUGCCGGCAAGAAGACAGCUGCCAGCGGCGAUAAGAAGAAGAGGACCAAGACGCGCAAGGAGACUUAUUCCUCCUACAUCUACAAGGUCCUCAAGCAGGUCCAUCCUGACACCGGUAUCUCCAACCGCGCUAUGUCCAUCCUGAACUCUUUCGUCAACGACAUCUUUGAGCGAGUCGCCACCGAGGCCAGCAAGCUUGCGGCAUACAACAAGAAGUCCACCAUUUCUUCUCGGGAAAUCCAGACCUCUGUUCGGCUUAUCCUCCCCGGCGAGCUAGCCAAGCAUGCGGUUUCGGAAGGAACCAAGGCUGUCACGAAGUACUCGUCAUCCACCAAGUAAAGUCAUUUGGGUUUGCUGCUUUGUCUUUUUCUCUCUUUCGGCAUUGGAUUUCUUGGCAUGGGUGCUAUGGUGAGGCCUUCGGUACAUUGUUCCGUCUGGGUCUCUUAAUGCGUUAUGGUUUGCUUUUUGGGGGCAUUGUCUUCACACGGUCAAUACGGGGUUUGCGGUUGUACAAUACCUCGAGAACAGGGUCUCGGGCGAAUGAAAUCGAGCAAAUCAACGGUUUAUUAACACAUGAA